UUCAGAGCGGAGGUUGAAUCCAUUGAUUUUUUGGCCAUGUAACACAUCCCUGCAAGAAUACGUUGACAAUUUGAAUAAGAAACCCCUUCAUUUUGUGCAUAAACAUCGCAAGAAGGGCUUAUGUGCUCCUCGCCGCUUGAUUUCCGACUCUGGGUGCUCAGUGUUGUUGGGGAAGAGUCCGUUUCAGCUGCACUGCAUCAACAUGGGUGUGAUUGGUGUGCAGCUGGUGGUUACCAUGGUAAUGGCCAGUGUAAUUCAGAAAAUCAUACCUCAUUAUUCCUUUGCAAGAUGGCUACUCUGCAGUGGCAGUCUGAAGUGGUAUCAGCACCCUACGGAAGAUGAGUUGAGGAGCUUAGCUGGGAAACAAAAAGGACAGAAGAAGAAAGACAGGAAGUACAAUGGUCACAUAGAGAAUAAGCCGCUAACAGUUCCCAAGGACAUAGAUCUGCAACUGGAGACGAAAUGCAUUGCAGAAGUCGACACAUUAGCCUUGCACUAUUUCCCAGAGUUCCAGUGGCUUGUGGAUUUCACAGUAGCGGCAACUGUGGUCUAUCUGAUAACGGAGCUCUACUACAGUGUGGCUCAGCCCUCGGGAGAGAUGAACAUCAGUGUGGUCUGGUCCCUGCUCGUACUCGCUUUUGUCCUUAAGACCCUUUUCUCUCUAACGGCCCACUACUUCAAGCUGGAGGAAGGAGGCGAGCGUUCACUCUGCAUUACCUUUGCUUUCUUCUUCUUUGUCAAAGCCAUGGCCAUUCUCAUUGUAACUGAAAACUACCUGGAGUUUGGUCUGGAGACAGGUUUUGCAAACUUCUCUGACAGUGCUUUACAGUUUCUGGAGCACCAAGGUUUAGAGUCCCAGGGUCCCAUAUCUAAACUCACCUUCAAGCUGAUCCUGGCCCUGCUUUGCUCCCUGAUUGGAGCAUUUCUAACUUUCCCUGGUCUCCGAUUGGCCCAGAUGCACCUAGAUGCACUCAAUCUGACCACAGCGAAAUUUACACAAACUCUGCUUCAUAUCAACUUCCUGUCCCCUCUUAUCAUGGUCCUGCUGUGGGUGAAGCCCCUUACCAAGGACUACAUAAUGAACCCCACUCUGGAAAAGGAGAAUGUGCCUUUGAUGACUGAGGACACGUUUGAUACAUUGCGGUUAUGGGCCAUCAUACUGAUGUGUAUGCUCCGGCUCGCUAUGAUGAGACAUCAUCUGCAGGCCUACCUCAACCUGGCCCAGAAGAGUGUGGACCAGAUGAAGAAGGAGGCGGGGCGGAUAAGUACCGUUGACCUGCAGAAGAUGGUUGCACGUGUGUUUUACUACUUGUGUGUAAUCGCACUACAGUAUGUGGCACCACUGGUGAUGCUGCUGCAUACAACUUUGCUGCUAAAAACCUUAGGUGGACACUCCUGGUGGGUUUAUUCUGAAGAAGACCUGCCUUGCGUCUAUGAAAUUAACUCUGACAAUGUGAUGGGGGCGGCACCAAUAGCAGCCCCAACACCAGCUUCGGUGGUAGAAACAGGAGCCCGGGCGUCUGUAGCCCAGCUGUCAGUGGCUCUGGGAGGCCUGCGGACUGUCUUCAGCCCCUUGCUUUUCCGGGGCCUCUUCUCCUUCUUUACUUGGUGGAUUGCUGCCUGCCUCUUCUCCACCUCCAUCUUUGGCCUAUUCUACCAUCAGUAUCUCAUGGCGGCAUAGCGUUACCAACCCAGCAGUGGCAGCCAGAUCCCCACAGGGCUGCUGCUGUCUGUUCAGCCUGAUCAGAAAGUACUGAGUGGGGGUAACAGAGGCUGAAUGAUGACUCUGCUAGACAACUCCUCCUUCCCCUUCCUUUUUCCCUCUGACCACCUCAACAAUGACUGACCAUAUCAUCAGCGCUCCCGGUUCAGCUUCCAGUGCUUCCUCCACAGAUGAUUCUGUGGACUCUUGUCAUUGUUUUUACUACGACCAAUACCUUUUUAUUUAGAGAGUAAGAUUACAGAUAACAGACUAAAGUAUGGGUUAGAAGAAGUAUAACUGCUGUCAGUGGUGAAUUGGCUUAGUAAUGAGAAAUUUGUCCAGUUUGCUGUGUGAAUUUUGAAUAAUGAGAGGUUAACUUUUUUUUAAUUUUUUUUAUCUCCGAUGCUGAU
Molecule: messenger RNA, 2112 nt
Organism: Anoplopoma fimbria (sablefish)
Lineage: Eukaryota; Metazoa; Chordata; Actinopteri; Perciformes; Anoplopomatidae
Gene: tmem161b
Product: transmembrane protein 161B
Exons: 12
Coding region: 203-1681 (492 amino acids)
Source: RefSeq, a predicted model, not a curated record